Nerophis lumbriciformis (worm pipefish) is the source of this 1461-nucleotide messenger RNA. NCBI's taxonomy places the organism in Eukaryota, Metazoa, Chordata, Actinopteri, Syngnathiformes, Syngnathidae. The record is from RefSeq and is a predicted model, not a curated record.
AUGGCAGCGCUCAGCAAAAUAACGCACAACUGCUAUGAAGUCGGUCACACUUGGAACCCGUCGUGUAUGCAGUCCACCUUGGACAUAACGAAAGGCGCGUUGGAGGUCUCUUUCAAAAUAUACGCCCCUCUUUACGUGGUAGCAGCUAUUCUUAGGGGAAGGAAAAAGGAUUACUACUUGAAAAGGCUUCUUCCCGAGAUCUUACAGUCUACCUCUUUCCUCACUGCCAAUGGAGGCCUCUAUAUUUUCUUCUUCUGUAUUCUCAGGAAACUGCUGGGAGGCUUUUAUUCUUGGUCCGCUGGGUUUGGCUCGGCCCUGCCCGCCUCCUAUAUUGCUAUCCUUCUAGAGCGCAAGAGCAGAAGAGGACUUCUCACAAUAUACAUGACAAAUCUAGCAACAGAGACCUUGUUUCGCAUGGCCAUGACGCGUGGCCUCAUCAAACCCAUCAAACAUGGCGAGGUGCUCCUCUUCUGCAUUACUGCAUCCCUCUACAUGUUCCUCUUUAGGAGUAAAGAUGGCCUCAAGGGCUUUGCAUUUUCAGCAUUAAAAUUCAUCAUCGGCAAAGAAGAGAUCCCAUCUCACUCUGUUCUGGCCGAGCAGGUUCCUGCAACUCCCCGAGAGGCGUCGGCCGACUCGGAGACUGAGGCUUCGCAUGCCUCAAGAAUACAGCACUACUCAAGGAGCAACUCUUUGUUAGCCUAUGUCAGGAAACUGCUAAAGUCAUUAUGCCUACGAGGUCCGAAACACAGAUGUUGUAAACAUCAGAAUGACAAUUGCAUUUCUUACUCUGUUAAAGGUUUUGUGAGGAUGUUCAGCGUUGGCUACUUGAUUCAGUGCUGCCUUAAAGUGCCCUCAGCGUUACGCUACGUCUUCUCAAAACCGUCACGGCUUCCUUCCCUCUUCUACAACAAAGACAACUUCCAGCUCGGGGCUUUUCUAGGGUUUUUUGUUAGCAUCUACAAGGGAGCAAGCUGCUUGCUACGUUGGUUGCGGGAUAUUGACGACGAGCUCCAUGCUUUGGUGGCUGGGUUCCUGGCAGGAAUCUCCAUGUUCUUCUACAAGAGCACAUCGAUAUCAAUGUAUCUCUUCUCUAAGCUGGUGGAGACCUUGUACUUCAAGGGCAUCGAGGCAGGUCACUUUCCGUAUUUCCCACAAGCGGACACAUAUCUGUACGCCAUCUCCACCGCCAUCUGUUUUCAAGCUGCUGUGAUGGAGAUGCAGAAUCUUCGGCCUGCGUACUGGAAGUUUCUGCUGCGUCUUACUAAGGGCAGGUUUGGGCUGAUGAACCGACAGCUGCUAGAUGUUUUUGGCACCGAGGCCUCUAAGAACUUUCAGGGCUUUUCUCCCAAACUGGAUCCACGCUAUGUUUCGGCGCCCAGCCAAACGAUGCUACCAUCAGGAGGCGACGUUCAGCUUGGAUGGCGUGGGGUUUUGGUGAUCAGAAAUUGUGACCUUUUGUGA